Molecule: messenger RNA, 1759 nt
Organism: Solea senegalensis (Senegalese sole)
Lineage: Eukaryota; Metazoa; Chordata; Actinopteri; Pleuronectiformes; Soleidae
Gene: slc16a10
Product: solute carrier family 16 member 10
Exons: 7
Coding region: 132-1616 (494 amino acids)
Biological process (GO): transmembrane transport
Molecular function (GO): monocarboxylic acid transmembrane transporter activity
Source: RefSeq, a predicted model, not a curated record
GUUACUGUGUUACAGUGAGAGAAAAGUUCACUUCAGUGUGUGUUCAACUUUAUUCUUUCUCACCAGGACAAACUUCUUUCUCUUCUUAGAAACAUCUUUACAAACGUGAGAUCAAAGACAAAGAGUCAACAAUGACACAAGGGAACAGCACUGUGUCAGACGGAGACACCGCAGGUACAGGUGAGCCUCUGGCAGCUGACGACAAGAAGGAGCAGCUGGAGACUAAAACGACGGUGCCACAGCAGCAGGAGUCCGCGGCCCCGGGACCCCAGGAGCCCGAGUUUGUGCACCCUGAAGGCGGCUGGGGCUGGGUAGUCAUGCUGGCCGCCAUGUGGUGCAACGGUUCCGUGUUCGGGAUCCAGAACGCCUUCGGGAUCCUCUUCCUGUCACUGCUGCGAGAGUUCGGCUCCGUGGAUGACGAGGAUCUGCGCUUUAAAACGUCGUGGGUGGGCUCCCUCUCCAUGGGGAUGAUCUUCUUCUGCUCUCCCAUUGUCAGCGUCUUCACCGACAUCUUUGGCUGCAGAAUUACAGCAGUAGGGGGCGCUGCUGUGGGCCUGGUCGGCCUUUUGGCCAGCUCCUUUAUCAAAUCCCUUGGUCCCAUGUACUUCACCUAUGGCAUAGUGUUUUCCUGCGGCUGCUCCUUCGCCUACCAGCCCAGCCUGGUCAUCCUGGGACACUACUUCAAGAAGCGCCUGGGCCUGGUGAACGGCAUCGUGACAGCUGGCAGCAGCUUCUUCACCGUCACUUUACCGUUCCUGCUGUCAGGUCUGCUGAAGAGUGCGGGCCUUCACACCACCAUGCGCGUCCUCUGCAUCUUCAUGUUUGUGCUGAUGCUGGCCGGCCUCACGUACAAGCCCCUCCUGCCCAACAGGUCCAGUCACAGCCAAACAGGCAGCAGGUGUCCCCCCAUGAGUCAGCUCUUUAACAUCAACAUCUGGAAGUCUAUCGGCUAUCGCAUCUGGGCGUUCGGUAUCCCCGCUGCCCUCUAUGGAUACUUUGUGCCUUAUGUUCACCUGAUGAAUCACGUAGAAGAGCGUUUUGGAACGGAUGCCAGUAAGGAGGUUUUGCUCAUGUGCAUUGGCAUCACGUCUGGUUUGGGCCGUCUCAUUUUUGGAUAUGUGGCAGACUACGUUAGAGGAGCCAACAAAGUCUAUCUGCAGGUGUCGUCCUUCUUCGUCAUCGGCAUCAUGUCCAUGAUGAUCCCUCUGUGCCACGUCUUCGGUGGACUCAUCGCUGUCUGUCUGUUGAUGGGCUUGUUUGACGGCUGCUUCAUCUGCAUCAUGGGGCCCAUCGCCUUCGAGCUGGUCGGAGCCAACGACGUGUCCCAGGCUAUCGGCUUCCUGUUGGGCCUCAUGUCCGUGCCCAUGACUGUGGGACCUCCCAUUGCAGGCUUCCUGAGGGACAGACUGGGGACCUACGACGUGGCCUUCUACCUGGCAGGCAUCCCCCCGAUCAUCGGAGGAGCUGUGCUGUGUCUGAUCCCCUGGGUGGAAAACAGGCGCAAGAAAGCAGAGAAGGACGUCGUGAGCAAGGAGCAGGACGUGACCCAGACCAUGUUAGGACAUGAGAAGACUCAGGAGGACAGCGGGUGUAAGAAAGGAGAGUCUGUCGUAUAGACCACAUGUCACUGUGUGUGUGUGUGUGUGUGUGUGUGUGUGUGUGUGUGUGUGUGUGUAUCAUGCCUCUUUAAGGAUAAACUCAGAAAGUGCUGAAGUGCAGUUGAACAUGAAUGUGAUUCAACAAUCACAUGUUGCUAUUG